This is a messenger RNA of Drosophila montana, 2058 nucleotides long. RefSeq lists its product as uncharacterized. The record is from RefSeq and is a predicted model, not a curated record. The transcript is spliced from 2 exons. The coding region runs from base 187 to 1647 and encodes 486 amino acids. Lineage: Eukaryota; Metazoa; Arthropoda; Insecta; Diptera; Drosophilidae.
UUUAGAACAUUUUUAAUAAGAAUUAUCAUACGUGACCCGAUUUGGUUUGUUAAAUGGAAAGUUAAACAAAAAAAGAAAAUUUAAUAAAUGCGAAAAUUAAAAAAACAAUUAAAAAUAAAGAAAGAAAACAAAGAAAAUAGAAAAGUCUCAAGUUCGAAGGAAUAAAGUCAAAGAACUCAAUAGACCAUGGAACCUUUGGGCAAAGACAAUUUCGAGACGUGGAAAAUACAAAUGCAAGCGGUGUUAAUAAAAAAUUAUUUGUGGAAUUAUGUGAAUGGAAUGCAUGUAAGGACGGAAGCCAAUGCUCUACAAUGGGAAUCUGAGGACGCAAGGGCCAAAUCAGAAAUAAUACUGGCCAUGUCAAGUUCGGAGUUGAAACAUGUAAAGAACUGCGAAACUUCAAAUGAUAUGUGGAAAGAGUUGCAUAGUAUUUACCAGUCUACAUGGCCUGCUCGUAAAGCUGUUCUUCUGAAAUCCUUAAUUCUAUUGAAAAUGGAGUCCGGUGGCGAUAUGAGGCAACACGUGGAUAAGUUUUUUGAUAUUGCAGACAAAUUAAAUGCAGUCGAACAGGUGGUAAAAGAUGAUUUGUUGUCGACCUUUCUGUUAUAUAGCAUACCUGAAGAAUACGAGCCAUUCCGUAUUGCAAUCGAAUUGCAAGACAAUUUGGCAACGCCGGACGAUCUCAGGAUGAAAUUAUUAAAUGAAUAUGAGGUCCGCUACAGAUACAAACGUGAAACUAUCGAGAAACUCCAGGAAAAGAGUUCCGAUUGUUUGAAAUUGGGAACCGAGACAGAUGAAUGUAGUUUAAAAAUGCAGAAUAAUUUCGAUGAUAUUGCCGACGAUCAGCAGCUGAAGAUGAGUAGUGACGAGGCUUCACGACCCGUACUCGGGCUCAAGCGCAGACGGGACACACAUCCCGAGGAUGGGCCCAGCUCCGAACCGCGCAUGCCGCUGGACUUGGAUGAAUUGCAACGCAAAUACAAAAAUCUACUGCGUGAGCAUGAAAAUUUGCUACGGGCUCGCGAUAGUAAGACCCACAUGGUUUGCGGCAUCAAGGCUAAGAUAGAGAGCGUAAUUAAUAAAUUACAUGACGAUUAUGUCGCAAUGGUGCUAGAGCUAAUACAACAGCAGGAAAAACAGGACGAGCAGGACGAACAAGUCGAACAGGACGAGCAAGACGUUGAGAUAUUAAAGGAUCAAAUCAACUCCCUGGAACAGAAUCUGCGCGCCCAGCAGGAAGAGCUGGAAAAGACGCUGGAGAUUGCAGAUGAGGAUGACGACAAGCAGGAGCAAUCCCGAAAGUUAUUGAUUAUUCUAAUAGGCUCCCUAGAGAAGAAUCUGAGCGCUAAGCGCGUUGAACUGAAGGAGAAGCAACAAUUGAUUAAAAUGAGUAUAGGAGAGCCUUUGGAAAAAGGCCAUGCCAAAAAAGCGCGGGUCUCCAUUGCACCAAAUCACAAUAGUAGCCAGCGUAAUUUCUUGUUAGCCAGGAUGAAGGAUCUCAAGAACUGUACAAUGCAAGCGCUGGCAUAUAUUUUCGAACCAAUGUUAUUAUCGAGGCGACGAGAAAUGUUGCUAUUCGAUGACGAAAUGAGGUAUGCGAAUUCUCCAUUUGGUAAAAUGACAGGGCCCAUUGGCUAUAUUGUUUAAAUCUUGUCCGUAUCGUGCGGAUGCCAUGCAAGUAUUGCAUUUAUUUCUUUUUUCUUUGAAGUAUCGAUAUGGUUCCCGUUUCGAUAGCGAUACCGGAACGGGAACGAUAUCGAUACUUCGGACAUAUUGUACUGGGUUGCUUGUUUUCUUAUCGCUUUACAAUACGGUUACAAUGAAUACAUUCAAAUUCACAUUCCAUUGGUUGUCGAUCUUACAAUAUCAACAAACUAUGUUCGUCGAAAGGAAAUUGCUGCAAAUAUAUGAAUCACCCACACAUAUUAUAAGAUAAUUUGCCGUUUACUAUUUACCUAAUCUUUGUCAAAAUAUAAUGUAAUUAAUAAAAAUAACACAUUAAAUAAAAAACAAGUAAGAGGUUCUAGUCGGGAGCUCCCGACUAGGGGAUACCCUGAA